Budorcas taxicolor (takin) is the source of this 2336-nucleotide messenger RNA. It is a transcript of the gene ENC1, whose product is annotated as ectodermal-neural cortex 1. The record is from RefSeq and is a predicted model, not a curated record. The transcript is spliced from 3 exons. Lineage: Eukaryota; Metazoa; Chordata; Mammalia; Artiodactyla; Bovidae. Gene Ontology annotation, molecular function: protein binding. The coding region runs from base 395 to 2164 and encodes 589 amino acids.
GGCGCGGCUGAGGCGCUGCAGAGACCGAGUGGAGACGCCAGGCGGCCGCCGGCGCGCACAGCUCUUUCCAGCUCCCUCCCCCGAGCGUUCAGCCCGCCUCCUUCCGCGGCGCCUGCGGCCGCUGGCUCCCUCUUCCCUCCCGAGCGCCCUCCGGGAGCUGCUCCGCGGGUGGCAGGCACGGAGUCCGUGACCUGGGAAUCGUGAGACCGCGGCGAUCAGCCCGCGGUAACCAGCCAGCAAGCCGGAGCCCCAUGCGCGCUCCUUUCGCCGGGGCCGUCGCUGUUGCUCCCUGGGGCUGAGACGUCUGAUCCGUCGCCUCCCCGCCGGGUUACCGAGGCCAGACCCAACUAACUGGUUGUGCACUGUGGCCGGCCGCCACUGCUGAGUGGAAACAAUGUCUGUCAGUGUGCACGAGAACCGGAAGUCCAGGGCCAGCAGUGGCUCCAUCAACAUCUACCUGUUCCACAAGUCCUCCUACGCAGACAGUGUCCUCACUCACCUGAACCUGUUGCGCCAGCAGCGCCUCUUCACUGAUGUCCUUCUCCACGCGGGCAACAGGACCUUCCCUUGUCACCGGGCAGUACUGGCUGCGUGCAGCCGCUACUUCGAAGCCAUGUUCAGCGGGGGCCUGAAAGAGAGCCAGGACAGUGAAGUCAACUUCGACAAUUCCAUCCACCCGGAAGUCUUGGAGCUGCUCCUCGACUAUGCCUACUCCUCCCGGGUCAUCAUCAAUGAAGAAAAUGCAGAAUCGCUCCUGGAAGCCGGCGACAUGCUGGAGUUUCAAGACAUCCGGGAUGCGUGUGCCGAGUUCCUGGAAAAGAACCUGCACCCCACCAACUGCCUGGGCAUGCUGCUGCUGUCCGACGCGCACCAGUGCACCAAGCUGUACGAGCUCUCCUGGCGGAUGUGUCUCAGCAACUUUCAGACCAUCAGGAAGAACGAAGAUUUCCUGCAGCUGCCCCAGGACAUGGUCGUGCAGCUCUUGUCCAGUGAAGAGCUGGAGACCGAAGACGAAAGGCUUGUGUACGAGUCUGCAAUUAACUGGAUCAGCUACGACCUGAAGAAGCGCUACUGCUACCUCCCAGAGCUGUUGCAGACGGUGCGGCUGGCGCUGCUGCCGGCCAUCUAUCUCAUGGAGAAUGUGGCCAUGGAAGAACUCAUCACCAAGCAGAGGAAGAGCAAGGAGAUCGUGGAAGAGGCCAUCAGGUGCAAACUGAAAAUCCUGCAGAACGACGGUGUGGUGACCAGCCUCUGUGCCCGGCCCCGGAAAACCGGCCAUGCCCUCUUCCUCUUGGGAGGACAGACUUUCAUGUGUGACAAACUCUAUCUGGUCGACCAGAAGGCCAAAGAGAUCAUUCCCAAGGCUGACAUCCCAAGCCCGAGGAAAGAAUUCAGUGCGUGUGCAAUUGGCUGCAAAGUAUACAUUACUGGGGGGCGAGGGUCUGAGAAUGGAGUCUCGAAAGACGUCUGGGUGUAUGAUACCCUGCAUGAGGAGUGGUCCAAGGCGGCCCCCAUGCUGGUGGCCAGGUUUGGCCACGGCUCUGCUGAACUCAAGCACUGCCUGUAUGUGGUCGGCGGGCACACUGCCGCCACUGGCUGCCUCCCAGCCUCCCCCUCAGUCUCUCUGAAGCAAGUGGAACAUUACGACCCCACAACCAACAAAUGGACCAUGGUGGCUCCCCUCCGAGAAGGGGUCAGCAACGCCGCAGUGGUGAGUGCCAAGCUCAAGCUGUUUGCUUUUGGGGGUACCAGUGUCAGUCAUGACAAGCUCCCCAAAGUUCAGUGUUACGAUCAGUGUGAAAACAGGUGGACGGUCCCAGCCACCUGUCCGCAGCCCUGGCGUUACACGGCGGCAGCUGUGCUGGGCAACCAGAUUUUUAUUAUGGGGGGAGAUACUGAGUUCUCCGCCUGCUCUGCAUAUAAAUUCAACAGCGAGACUUACCAGUGGACCAAGGUGGGAGACGUGACGGCAAAGCGCAUGAGCUGCCACGCCGUGGCCUCCGGAAACAAACUCUACGUGGUUGGAGGGUACUUUGGCAUUCAGCGAUGCAAAACUCUGGACUGCUACGACCCAACACUGGACGCGUGGAACAGCAUCACCACAGUCCCGUACUCACUGAUCCCUACUGCGUUUGUCAGCACCUGGAAACAUCUGCCUUCUUAAAUGCCUUGCAUCCUGGAGAGGGAGAGCCUGAGCUGACUCCAUCCCUCGAUGAGACAAGAUGCAAUUUCUACUUUAGAGAGGCCAAAUCGAAUGAAAGACAAGAAAAAGGAAAAGAAGUGGCUACAAGACUCGCGUCCAAUCCACCGCACCUUGUAAAUGCUUCUAACUGGAC